AUGUUUAAUAGUAUAGCAUCAUCAUUAAUACUACAUCGGUUACCAUUAAAUCGACAGCGCAUAAAACAAUUUCAUACAAUUAUUAAAUCCAAAACUCAUAAUUCACUAUGUAAUAGCAUAAUACCGAGAGCUCAACCACAACAUUUCCAAAAAAUCAUUAAUAGAAACACUACCAUUCAUCAAGUCAAAUUUAAUUCAUCAACUACACAACCGUCACAAAAUUCCAAUUCAGUCAAAACUCAUUUAGAAUUUGCAAAAUUGAAAAAAAGAGAAAUUAAACAAGAAGAAAAGAAGGAAAUUUCAAAAUUAGAUAAUAAAAAACUUAGAGAAAAUCUAAAGACUAUAUCAAGAAUCCUUAAAUUAGGUAAACCAGAUUGGAAAUUAUUUUUAUUAGCUAUUGGAUUUAUAUUAUGUGCAGUUUUAUAUCCUACAACAGCAGUUAAAUUGGUGGGUGCAUUAUUAGAUUCAUUUAGUAAUCACAAUAUAAAUUCAAAUGGAGAAUUAAUGGUUUGGGGUUAUCCAAGUUCAACAAUAUUUGCAAUUAUGGUUCCCUUCAUGUGUUUAUCAGCAGUUUGUUUUUGGGCUCGUAUUUGGGUAUUAAAAUUAUUAGGUGAAAGAUUAGUUGCAAGAUUAAGAUCAAAAGUAAUGAAGAAUCUAUUACGUCAUGAUUCUAAAUUUUAUGAUAAUGAUAAAAAUAAAGUUGGUGAUUUAAUAAGUAGAUUAUCAAGCGAUGCUUAUGUUGUUAGUAAAUCAAUAACUAGUAAUUUACCUGAUGGAUUAAAGAAUUUAUUGUUUGGUAUCAUAAGUUCUUAUAUGAUGUAUUCUAUAAAUCCAAUGUUAUUUGGUAUAAUGUUAUUAAUAUCUCCACCUAUAACCAUUGGUUCAGUAUGGUAUGGUGAAAAAAUUAGAAAAUUAUCAACAAAAUUACAAAAUGCAACUGCUGGUUUAACUAAAGUCAGUGAAGAAACAUUAAAUUCAGUGAAAUUAGUUAAUGCUUUCACUGGUGAACAAAAAGAAAUGGCCAAAUAUAGUGAUAAAUUAAGACAAGUGGUUAAAGUUGCAAAACAAGAAGCUUUAGCUCAAUCCAAUUAUUCCGUUAGUAUUUAUACAUUAUAUCAUGCUGGUUAUUUAUCUUGUGUUGCUAUUGGUAUAUGGUUAAUGAUGAAAGGUCAAAUGACUGCAGGUGAUGUCGUUGCUUUUACAAUGUAUCUGGAAUUUUUCAAUUCAGCACUUUAUAGUUUAACAACCACAUAUUUGGAAUUAAUGAAGGGUGCUGGUGCAGGUGUACGAUUAUUUGAUUUAAUAGAUUAUAAAAAUGAUGUUAAUCCAGUACUUGGUGAACAAACUAAAAAGAAACUUAAAAAUGAAAUUGAAUUUAGAGAUGUUACUUUUAGUUAUCCAACUAGACCAAAUGAUAAAAUUUUUAAUGGUUGUUCUUUCAAUAUUAAACAAUCUACAAGUACUUGUAUUGUUGCACCAUCUGGGGCUGGUAAAUCAACAGUUGCUUCAUUAUUGUUGAGAUCUUAUAACAUUCAACUGGGAGAAAUAUUAAUUGGUGGUAAAAAUAUUAAAGAUAUUCAAGUACGAGAUUUAAGAAGACAUAUUAUAGGUAUAGUUCAACAAGAACCAGUUUUACUUAGUGGAACAAUAUUGGAAAAUAUAGUUUAUGGAUUAACUCCAAAACAAAUUAAAAAUUUAACAAUGGAUGAUAUUAUUGAAGUUUGUAAACAAGCAAAUUGUUAUGAUUUUAUUGAAUCAUUUCCUGAUAAAUAUGAUACAAUUAUAGGUAGUAGAGGAGCAUCUUUAUCAGGAGGACAGAAACAAAGAAUUGCUAUAGCAAGAGCAUUAAUCAAAAAGCCAUCUAUAUUAAUCUUAGAUGAAGCAACAUCAGCAUUAGAUUCAUUUAGUGAAUCAUUAAUUAAUGAAACUUUAAAAGAUUUAACCACCCAAGGUAAAAUGACGAUAAUAUCAAUUGCUCAUAGAUUAUCAACAAUAUCCAAAUCAGAAUUCAUUGUAGUAUUAGGUAAAAAUGGGAAAGUUGUAGAAACUGGGAAAUUUAUUGAUUUAUUUAGUAACCCAAAUUCUGAAUUAUCAAAUUUAUUAAAUGAAUCUAUAACAAAACAAGAAGAUGAAAAUUUAAAUGAAGAUGAAAUUGAAAAAAUUGAUCAUGCAAAUCAUGAAGCUUAUGAAAUAGAAAAAGAUCAAAAUUUACAAUUAGAAAAUUUAAAACAAUUACAAAAUUUAAGAAAUUUAAUUGAUAAUUUACCUGAAAGUUUUAGAGAUCAAUUAAUUGAAGAAAUUACUUUAGAUACCAAGAAAAAAGUUGAAAAUAUUGAAUUAACCAUGUCUGAUGAUUUGAAAAAAUAG
This is a messenger RNA of Lodderomyces jiufengensis, 2367 nucleotides long. It is a transcript of the gene MDL2, whose product is annotated as Mdl2p. Gene Ontology annotation, cellular component: membrane. NCBI's taxonomy places the organism in Eukaryota, Fungi, Ascomycota, Pichiomycetes, Serinales, Debaryomycetaceae. Gene Ontology annotation, molecular function: ATP binding; ATP hydrolysis activity; ABC-type oligopeptide transporter activity. Gene Ontology annotation, biological process: transmembrane transport. The record is from RefSeq and is a predicted model, not a curated record. Bases 1 to 2367 code for a protein of 788 amino acids. The transcript has a single exon.